Molecule: messenger RNA, 1533 nt
Organism: Cylicocyclus nassatus
Lineage: Eukaryota; Metazoa; Nematoda; Chromadorea; Rhabditida; Strongylidae
Source: the annotation of a GenBank genome assembly
AUGAGCAUUAGUAACUAUAAUUACGUUAGCAUGACGUAUGCUCGAGGUGGAGGCGAUUCAGCCGUUGGAUUCUCUGUGACAGGAGUUGUUGCCUGCCCUGGAACGAACACCACCUACAUCUUCGCAUUUUCCAAGAAGACAAUGAAGUAUGAGCAGUACUACUGCGUGAAGUGUAAGGGGUUGAAAAAAACCAAAAUCAUCGCAGUUCGGGAUAACAAGUUCUUGGAAAAUCCGUGCACCAUCGGUCACAUCUGCACACCCGUUGAAGCUGCCAAAGACAUCGCCCUAAGAACAUCUUAUGAGAUGGUCCAUAACAUCAAGACCGAUCCGACGUCGAGCAGCAAGCCUCCCCUUCAGCACUGGCUGAGCACACUUAAGGAAAUUGAUCAAAAUCCAAAGCUAGAUGACGACACUCGAGCCAAAGUGAUGGACGAGUUCAGGGGAGAAGGCUUUUCGCAUAAGAAGCGCACCAUCAGGAGAGCAGCAAACACCGGUGACAAGGCUACUCCAGUCACAAUGGACAAUGUCCCAAGUUACCUCGCCAACUUAAGGGACGGAAGCGCUUUCCUUCAGCUGAAGCAGCACGACAUGCACGUGUACAUCUCGGAUUUGUCGUUAGAGAAAGCUUGUAGAAACGCUCUGUAUGUUCUCGUUGGGGAUGGUGUACAUAGUAAGGCCCCCCGUUGCGUGAGGAAAGGCUCGCAACUGUACGUCAUCCAUGGGAUUUGUCGUGGUGGAGUUGACGUCCCUCUCCUGUAUGCCAUCAUGGAGAAAAAAGAUAAGGCCGCCUACGAAACCAUCCUCCUCCACCUCAAAACGCACUUGCUCAGAUAUAACGUCAACUUGAAGGACCUGAGAUUUGUGGUGGACUACGAAAGGGCUGCGAUUGCUGCGAUUCGUUCGACGUUUGAAGGAAUUACAGUCCAGGGCUGUGCUUUUCAUUUAGCUUUAGCGUGGAACAGGCGGCGAAACGGAUAUGGUCUGACACGUUUUAUAACUGGGAAUGACAGCGUACCAGAAGUCCUUGACUGGUGGAAUACCAUCAAGGGCUUGAUUUUUCUUCCAAAACGUCUUCACUCUGUAAUCCAGGCACUAAAAAAGCCGCCUGUUCCACAAAGCCACCCUGCGUUCACUGGUUGUUCUAAUUUCCUGAAUUACCUAGCAACAACAUGGUAUCGAGGAUCGCUCGCAAACCUUUGGGACAAAUCUGGGGUGACCGAUAUAAGAACAACAAAUGUUGCCGAAGCAUUCCAUCGACGUCUGGGGGUACUUUUGCAAGAUUACCCGACUCUCGCAGAAGUGAUUGAGGUGUUCCACGCACUGGAGAUUGACUGCCGUUCGGCGCUAAAUUCUGCAGAGAUGCAUCCUGAAAGACCGAAGAAGAUCAGUCAAGAGGCCCAAGAGCGGAGAGCUGAAAUAACAGCAGCCAUGAACACAUUUGAGGAACAGUAUAGAGCUACUGGAGUUACGCGCGUACAAGCAGAAGAAUACUGCAAACGGAUGGCGAGAUAUGUCACGGACAAGGCUUUCUGA